UUGUUCGCUGGUUCCUUGUCACUGUGAAUUUAGAUAUGCUUUAUUUUGAAAAGAGUAGCCGGGUGCGGUGUUCACAACACGACGGCUUGACGUCUGUCACUUCCUCGGAAGCGAACAGCAGUUGUUGACGGACUGAAAUAACGUUCCCGAGUGAAGCAACCGCACUGGAAUUCUGGAGUCCAGCUUUUGUGUGGCGUCUCUUUUGUAAAUAACUGCAAAUGUGUCGGGUAAUACCGCACAACUAGCGGCUGGGGAAUUAGGUGGUCCUGCUGUCUGUGCAGUCGCCAGGAGAGUAGGCCAUGCUGUGUUGGGGCAAUGCUGCAUAUGGACAGCUCGGUUUGGGUGGGAUUGAUGAGGAGAUUGUGGUUGAGCCACGGAAAUGUAAGUUCUUUUAUGGAAAACAGGUGUCCAACGUCGGUUGUGGUCGCAGGCACACAGUUUUCGUGUUGGAUGAUGGGACUGUUUACACCUGUGGCUGCAACGACCUGGGCCAGUUAGGGCACGAGAAGGCCAGAAAGAAACCAGAGCAGGUCGUGGCUCUGGAUGCUCAGAUCAUCGUGGCAGUGUCAUGUGGAGAGUGUCACACUCUUGCCUUGAAUGACAAUGGACAGGUUUUUUCCUGGGGUCUGGGCUCCGACGGGCAGCUGGGCCUCAAUAACUUUGAAGAAUGUGUUCGUGUGCCUAGAAACAUCAAAACUUUGUCAGAUGUCCAAAUCGCUCAGGUCUCUUGUGGCUACUGGCACUCACAUGCACUUUCAAGAGGUGGGCAAAUCUUCUCCUGGGGCCAGAAUCGAUAUGGGCAACUUGGGCUGGGAAAUAACGGACCGAGCAUCCCCACACCGCAAAUCAUCCAGUCCCUGCAGGGCAUUCCCUUUGCACAGAUAUCAGCAGGCGGUGCUCACAGCUUUGCCCUCACUCUCUCCGGAGCGGUGUUCGGUUGGGGACGUAACAAGUUCGGUCAGCUGGGUCUCAACGACAGCAAUGAUAGGUCAUUUCCAACACUCCUGAAGUCUCUUCGGUCGCAGAGAGUCAUUUACAUCUCCUGUGGAGAAGACCACACAGCUGCUCUGACCAAGUUAAGAGGAGUGUUCACAUUCGGAGCUGGAGGGUACGGACAGCUGGGGCAUAACUCAACCAACCACGAGAUCAACCCCAGGAAGGUCUUCGAGCUCAUGGGAAAUGUCGUCACGCAGAUCGCAUGUGGAAGGCAGCACACUAUAGCCUUCACACCUUCCUCUGGGAAGAUGGACUCAUUUGGGCUUGGCGGUAACGGUCAACUUGGCACUCGAUCCACAUGCAACAGGAAAAGCCCCUCCUCUGUCAGAGGUACCUGGGUGGCCGCCAUUACACCCACAGACACAGAUGCAGACACAGACGAGAACUACUUCAUCAGGAGGAUUUAUGCCGGAGGAGACCAGAGUUUUGCUCAGUACUGCACUUCAAAUAACCUUUACAAUGUGGUGGGCGCCGCAGCUCAAGACCCCAACAGGAGGAUUUGCACACUGAAUGAAGACAUCGUCCAAAAAUGGUCGUGCCACACGUCAGGAAGACUUCCGAUAGAAAUUUCAAAUGAGAUUGAUCUGGUGUUCUCCUCAGCCAGCUGUCUCAAUGGAUCCUUCCUGUCGAGAAGCCACCCGGAUCACUACAGCACCAGCACUAAAAAUCCAGGAGUCGAUGUAAUAACGGCUCGCCUCCUGUUUCACAGACUGAUACAGGAAGAUCACACUGAGAUCGCCCAGCAGAUCGCUGCCAAUCUGGAGAAGAACUUGAUCCCCAAGCUCAGCAACUCUCCUCCAGAUAUAGAAGCCUUGAGACUCUACCUCACUCUCCCUGAAUGUCCUCUGUUCAGUGACCGAAAAAAUUAUGUCACCAUCACCAUCCCGUUCGCCAAGUCAAUCAUUAGUCUGAAAGAAGCUCCUCUCAAGGUGCUCGGUAACUGGUGGUCCACGCUGGAGCCUCACGUCUUCCAGCGGCUGGUAGAGUUGUACAAGGAGGUGGUGGUUUUCCUGCUGCAGAUGCGUAAAGUAGGCAUCCCUCCCACCGAGCAGAGGAUCUUUACCUGCUUUCUGGACAUGUCACUUCGACUUCUGGAGCUCCUCCACAUGGUCAAUGAAAAAGCGGGACAUAAAAUCCAGUACGAUAAAUUCUACAUUCAUGAGCUUGAUGACUUGAUAGACAUCAGGAACGACUACAUCACCUGGAUUCAAAUGCAAAUGCAUCCGAUGGGCCACGACGGUAUGGUCACGCUGUGCCGGUAUCCAUUUGUGUACGAUGCUCAAGCGAAGACCACUCUGCUGCAGACUGAUGCCGUCAUUCAGAUGCAGAUGGCAGUGGACCAGGCCCAGAUGCAGAACCUCAGCUCCAUGUUCAUCCCUGCGGUGGAGUCAGUGAACCCCUGCCUCAUCCUCAUCGUACGGAGGGAUAACAUCGUGGGGGACACGAUGGAAGUCCUCAGGAAGUCCAAGAAUGUCGACUACAAGAAACCGCUGAAGGUAGUUUUCGUCGGGGAGGAAGCGGUGGAUGCAGGAGGUGUGAGGAAGGAGUUUUUCCUCUUGAUCAUGAAAGAGCUGCUGGACCCCAAAUACGGAAUGUUUCGCUACAAUGAGGAGUCCAGGCUCAUCUGGUUCUCAAGCAAGACCUUUGAGGACAUCGAUUUGUUCAGCCUGAUCGGGGUCAUCUGUGGUCUGGCCAUCUACAAUCUCACCAUUGUGGAGCUCAACUUCCCAGUGGCUCUUUAUAAGAAGCUCCUGAAGAAGAUCCCCACGUUAGAUGACCUGAAGGAGCUGCAGCCGGACGUGGGGAGGAGUCUGCAGCAGCUGCUGGACUACACUGAAGACGACAUAGAGGAAACGUUUUGCCUCAAUUUCACAAUAACGGAGGAAAACUAUGGUGCGACAGAGGUUCUGGAGCUCGUACCUAAUGGUGAAGAAAUCCCUGUUAAUAAAGCAAACAGGCAAGAGUUCAUCGACGCCUACGUGGACUACAUCUUCAACAGGUCGGUGGCGCCACUCUUUGAGUGCUUCUACGCUGGGUUCCACAAAGUGUGCGGCGGGAAAGUUCUGGAGCUCUUCCAGCCCAACGAACUGCAGGCCAUGGUGAUCGGCAACACCAACUACGACUGGACAGAGCUGGAAAAGGCGACUGAGUAUAAAGGGGAGUACUGGGCCGACCACCCCACGAUCAAACUCUUCUGGGAAGUUUUCCACAACCUUGCACUGGAGAAGAAGAAGCAGUUCCUACUGUUUCUCACCGGAAGCGAUCGCAUCCCCAUUUUGGGCAUGAAAAGUCUUAAACUGGUUAUCCAGCCCACCGGCGGAGGAGAGGAGUACCUGCCCGUCGCACACACCUGCUUCAACCUGCUGGAUCUGCCCAAAUACACCAGUCGGGAGACACUAAGUGCAAAGCUGCUGCAGGCUAUAGAUCAUAAUCAAGGCUUUAAUUUAGCAUGAACAGCUGGGACUGAACUCUAGAAAGAAAGAAAAAACAAACCACAUUAAAGGUCUUUUAGAUUUCAGUUACGUUUUGAUGUUGCUGGAACUCCAGAGUUGGAGAGGUACGACCAGGAAGGUUGGGCCCAGGUAUUGCUCAGAUGACGUGCACAGGUUUCAGAGGACGGAUGUGUUGUGAACGGCUCCACGUUUUUAGUUUGUUUGCAGUGAUCACAUGAACUAACGCCCACCUUCGGCCACACUAACCGCUUUCAGAAUCAAGAGUGGAUUUUUUUUGGGCUGAGCCACAAAACAAUCCAAGAAAUAAAAAAAAAAAAGCA
Synchiropus splendidus (mandarinfish) is the source of this 3769-nucleotide messenger RNA. It is a transcript of the gene herc4, whose product is annotated as HECT and RLD domain containing E3 ubiquitin protein ligase 4. Bases 300 to 3449 code for a protein of 1049 amino acids. The transcript is spliced from 24 exons. Gene Ontology annotation, molecular function: ubiquitin-protein transferase activity. NCBI's taxonomy places the organism in Eukaryota, Metazoa, Chordata, Actinopteri, Syngnathiformes, Callionymidae. The record is from RefSeq and is a predicted model, not a curated record.